This is a messenger RNA of Clupea harengus (Atlantic herring), 1242 nucleotides long. Its product is annotated as glyceraldehyde-3-phosphate dehydrogenase-like. Gene Ontology annotation, biological process: glycolytic process; glucose metabolic process. Gene Ontology annotation, cellular component: cytosol. Lineage: Eukaryota; Metazoa; Chordata; Actinopteri; Clupeiformes; Clupeidae. Gene Ontology annotation, molecular function: NADP binding; glyceraldehyde-3-phosphate dehydrogenase (NAD+) (phosphorylating) activity; NAD binding. The record is from RefSeq and is a predicted model, not a curated record.
AACCCCUCGUGUGCUCAUCGUUGCUCACUGCGCUCAUCAGGACAGAGAUCCCUCACCGACGAAGACAGAAUCAGCAAAAUGGUGAAAUUUGGAGUCAAUGGAUUUGGCCGCAUCGGUCGCCUGGUGACCCGCGUUGCUAUUCUCACUGGCAAGGCACAGAUUGUGGCCAUCAAUGACCCUUUCAUCGAUGUCGAGUACAUGGCCUACAUGUUCAAGUAUGACUCCACCCACGGCCGUUUCCAUGGUGAUGUGAAGGUCGAGGGAGGCAAGCUCGUCAUCAACGGAAACGCCAUCACUGUCUACUCCGAGAGGGACCCAACCGCCAUUAAGUGGGGGGAUGCCGGUGCUGAUUACGUUGUGGAGUCCACUGGUGUGUUCACCACUAUCGAGAAGGCCGGGGCCCACUUGAAGGGUGGUGCCAAGAGGGUCAUCAUCUCCGCCCCCAGUGCAGACGCCCCCAUGUUUGUCAUGGGUGUCAAUCACGAAAAGUACGACAAUUCCAUGACUGUCGUUAGCAACGCCUCCUGCACAACCAACUGCCUGGCACCUGUUGCUAAGGUCCUUAAUGACAACUUUGUUAUUAUUGAGGGACUCAUGAGCACAGUGCACGCUGUCACCGCCACCCAGAAGACUGUGGACUCUCCCUCAGGCAAGCUGUGGAGAGAUGGCCGUGGUGCCAGCCAAAACAUCAUCCCCGCCUCCACCGGUGCUGCCAAGGCUGUGGGCAAGGUCAUUCCCGAGCUUAAUGGAAAGCUUACUGGCAUGGCCUUCCGUGUCCCCACCCCUAAUGUGUCUGUUGUUGACCUGACAGUUCGCCUGGAGAAGCCUGCCAAGUAUGAUGACAUCAAGAAGGUUAUGCAGGCAGCCGCUGAGGGGCCAAUGAAGGGAAUUCUGGGAUACACAGAGGACCAGGUGGUGUCCUCAGACUUCAACGGCGACCCACACUCCUCCUACUUUGACGCUGGUGCAGGUAUUGCCAUUUCUGACCACUUCGUCAAGGUGGUUUCAUGGUACGACAAUGAGUGGGGUUACAGCAACCGCGUUGUCGACCUGAUGGCCCACAUGCAGACCAAGGAAUGAAGUUUCCUUGCAUGAUGCAUUAACACAAUCUCAUACCUGCUCACGUGAUACUUUUCCUGUAACCCAUUUCCACCUCCCGUGACCUGUCUCCUUAUUCCCUACUCCCUUGUUGGUGAAGAAUCACUUUUUUUUUUUAAUAAAACUAUCCACUCCACAAGUAAA